Messenger RNA from Lachancea meyersii CBS 8951, 834 nucleotides. NCBI's taxonomy places the organism in Eukaryota, Fungi, Ascomycota, Saccharomycetes, Saccharomycetales, Saccharomycetaceae. The record is from the annotation of a GenBank genome assembly.
AUGUCUUUCGAGAUCAAUUGGGAUAACGUCGGGGACGAUCCUUUAAUUAACAACUCUAUCAAGUCCUUUCUCAAUUCUCAGUUGCAGUCCAUCUCUUUACCCAGUUAUGUCAACAGUUUGCAGGUAACCAAUUUCUGUCUGGGGAACAUACCACCAAAAAUUAUUCUACGAGAGAUUACAGAUCCUCUAGAUGAGUUCUAUGAGCAUGUUGCUAGCGAAGAGCUGCCGAGAGAACCAGAAACAGAUGGCGACGAUGAUGAUGGCCGCGAAGGACCAGGUGAAAGUCGGAACUGUGAAUCUGAACCAAGCCCACGCAGCCAGAGCGACCUCCAGUUUCUACUGGAAAUAGACUACAAAGGCGACAUGCAAAUAGACGUCAAUGCGGAACUGGCACUUAACUACCCGAGUCCCUCUUUUAUGAGCUUGCCAGUGAAACUAUCGAUUACUGACUUGGGCGUGCAUGUUCUGUGUUUAGUCGCCUAUCUCUCCAAACAGAUGUUUAUAAGCUUUUUGUGCGAUGUGGCAGAUCCUAUAUUAGACGCAAGAGAAUCUAUCAUUGACUCGGGGAGCUCAGCUUUCUUGGGCAAAAAGUCACUGGAAAGAAUCUCGCUAAUCCGAAGCAUCAAAAUUGAGAGCGAGAUAGGUGAACAGAACAAUGUCGAAGGUUCUGUUCUGCGAAGCGUGGGAAGGCUUGAGCAGUUUCUACUUGAGGUUUUUAGAACCAUAGUUAAAGUCGAGGCCGCGUGGCCUAGCUGGAUUAAUUUGGAUUUCAACGAAGAUGAUGACGACGAGGACUCUUUCGAGCAAGAUCAAGACGUACCCACGCAAGGAUGA